Molecule: messenger RNA, 321 nt
Organism: Trichomonas vaginalis G3
Lineage: Eukaryota; Parabasalia; Trichomonadida; Trichomonadidae
Exons: 1
Coding region: 1-321 (106 amino acids)
Source: RefSeq, a predicted model, not a curated record
AUGUCGCAGUCACCUCAAAGAUCACUCCAUAUGUCCGAUUUGCAGAGUCCUAAAAAGUCAAAAAGAGAGAGGGAAGCUAGCGAUAUCGAUUUUUCUGCUCAAUGCGCUGCUUCCAAUAAGGAAAUUGAGUCUCUCAGAUACGACAUUCAACUCUUGAUGACAAAAGCCCACGCAUAUUGCAAAGAUACAGGAGUAAGCACAGAUGGACCAAUUCUCCCAUCAACUCCUCCAAGAUAUUCAUGUUCUAAUGUUUCAACACCAGGAUCGCCGUUUUCAAUGAAUGGAUCUUUCAUGAAUUCAUCAAGUAGAUCAAGAAAAUAG